GCGCGGUAAUUUGUGCGAGCAAUUCACUGAGAGCGAAUCUGCAAUUAUUUCGCUUUCGUGGUGACAAUUCCUUCAUAUCACGAAUUAGUCGCGUUUCUCGUGUGAUCAUGCAAUAAGCAAGAAAUCGUUUCAAAUUUUUGUGGAGAAGCGAUAUCCGUUGAAACUUGCGAAGAAAAUGCGUGUGGCCGUCGUAGGCGCCGGUGUAAUAGGAGUAUCAAGUGCGUUUGCGGUGAAAAGCGUUUUUCCAAGUUAUGAUGUGAAGAUCUUCGCUGAUGCAUUCUCACCUGACACCACUGGCGACGGAAGUGCUGGUUUAUGGACUCCUUUUCUCCUCGGUGACACACCUGCUGAAGACAUAACUCGAUGGGCUGGUAACACACAUCAGUGGUUCGAGCAAUUUUGGAAAGCCGGAUUAUCAUCAAAAACGGGUAUUUCUCUACUGCCUGUAACUUGUGUUACUAGUAAUUAUGAGGAUUACGUUGAGCCAAUAUGGGUAAAAUUUGUCUAUGGCUUCCAAAAAUUAAGUAACGAAAGAUUACAACGCUUAAAUGAAGAACACAAGUCCAAUUACAAACAAGGUAUACAAUAUAUAACUUAUACUGCCGAACCGGUUCUACUCCUGCCGUGGCUCAUGGAAAAGUUUGUUGCUUUGGGCGGAGAAGUGGAAAGAAGGAACAUUAAAAUGUUGCACCAAUUAGCAGAAGAAGGGUAUGAUUUAAUAAUAAACUGCAGCGGGCUCGGUGCACGAGAACUCGUCGCGGAUGAAACGAUGACGCCUAUUAGAGGUCAGGUGUACAGGGUAAAAGCACCUUGGGCAAUGCAUUGUUUUUUGGCGAAUGAUGAUGCCUCAUGCAAUUACAUUAUCCCUAACAUCUACAGCGUCGUAAUAGGUGGUACUCAUCAAGAAGGCGAUUUCGAUCGUUCCGUACGAGAGAAGGAUUCGAAACACAUUUAUGAUGGAUGUUGUCGCAUAAUGCCGUCUCUAAAGGGGAGUAAAAUAAUACGCGCGUGGGUGGGCCUUCGACCAGGACGACCGCGAGUUCGUCUGGAGUGCGAGAGCUUCAGUUCGUCCAUGGGAAAAGAGUUCAAGGUGAUACACAAUUACGGCCACGGUGGAAGUGGCGUGACGCUGUGCUGGGGGUGCGCCAUGGAUGUCGUGGAGAUGAUAAAAAACUUGAAAGUGCCUGAAUUAAACUCCAAACUAUGGAAAGCAGUAGCGGUCAUGAUCGUCGUCGAAUACAGCGACAAGCAUCCGGUGAUAUUGUGCGAUUCUAAAAACGGUAAUUUAAGAAACGAGAGCGUAACAAACGGUCAAAGCAUCAACGAGUCCGACAAGAAGCAAUCCUGCGAGUCGUCAUUUCAAAAUCAGAAAUAUAUCAGUCCCUCGGACUUAUCGCUUGCAUACGUCAGAAUAGGUGUUGCCAAGCAUGAUUUCGAGCAGCAUCACUGGAAGAUCACUACAGAUAAAGGUAAUAACACAGACGCAUUAUGCAAAGGAAGUGAUUCAAAGCAGCACAAAGAGAAUGUGGAAGAAGCGUCAAAGACCAGGAUUAAAAAAAGGCAAAGAUAUUUAACAAUCUGCACGGUAAAUUGCAAGUACGACGUGGUUAGACGUGUGGCCGUGCGAUUUGGGAUGAGGCAAGUUACGGAGGACAGCAGUUGGAAUCUCUAUUGGACCGACCUAAGCAUCAGUGUAGAGCGUGUCAAAGACAUGAAGAGGUUCCAGAGGGUCAAUCAUUUUCCCGGGAUGACAGAGAUAUGUAGAAAGGAUCUACUCGCUCGUAAUCUCAAUCGCAUGCAGAAGCUGUUUCCGAAGGACUAUAAUUUUUUCCCGAAAACUUGGUGCUUACCCGCGGAUCACGGUGACGCGAUGACUUAUUCCAAGGCACGGAGAUCGAAAACCUUCAUCAUCAAACCGGAUGCCGGCUGCCAAGGUCGUGGUAUUUAUUUAACAAAACAUUUAAAGGACAUCAAACCAAACGAACGUUUGAUCUGUCAAGUAUACAUCACAAGGCCCUUCUUAAUAGACGGAUACAAAUUUGAUCUACGUAUUUACACACUAAUCACGUCAUGUGAUCCUCUCAGAAUCUAUGUGUAUAACGAAGGACUCGUGAGAUUUGCAACCAGCAAAUACAAGGAACCGAUCGGAUAUAAUAUUUCUAAUAUGUUUAUGCAUUUGACAAAUUACUCCGUUAACAAGCAUAGUCGAAUGUAUGUUAUUGAUGAUGAAAUUGGUAGCAAAAGAAAAAUAUCAACAUUGAAUAAGUGGUUUCAAACGAAAAAUAUCGAUGUAGAUGAAUUAUGGAGUAAAAUCGACGAAAUUAUAAUUAAAACUAUAAUCGCCGCAUAUCCCGUAUUGAAACAUAAUUACCACACGUGCUUCUCAAUGCACAAUAUGACUUGCGCGUGUUUUGAGCUAUUGGGAUUCGACAUUUUGCUCGACUGGAAGCUCAAGCCUUACCUUCUUGAAGUAAAUCACUCGCCAAGCUUUCACACAGAUGCACAGAUAGAUAGAGACGUAAAGGAAGGAUUGCUGAUGGACACCUUCGAUAUAUUAAAUUUACAUCAAUACGAUAAGAAGAAAAUAAUAGAAGAAGACAGGAAGCGAAUCAAAGCGCGACUUCUUCAAGGCUUAAACGGAAAUGAUCUCAGUCAAAUUAAUGACUCGGCUUUGAUGAAAUCCGAUAGAAACGAGAACAAUUACAUGCAGAGGCAAUUUCAGUGGGAGGACGACCACAUGGGCAAUUUCCGAAGAAUUUAUCCAUGCUUUGACGAGGAUAAAUAUCAGUCUUUUUUCACACAGAAUGUCAUUUCCGUUUUCCAAGAUACGGUGGCGUCAAGAGCGCGCGAAGAAGCGUCGAGAAUAGAGAGAGAAGAGAACGAGCUAAAAGCAAAAGAGGAAGAACGCAAACGAAUAGUCGGGAAAUUGAGCGAGCAAAAAUUAGGCCCAGAAAGUUCAAACGCACCAAAAAAAUUGCAAGAGAAAAGUAAAUCCGCAAGCGUGAUAAGGAAAAACAUCAAUAAGCAGGAUGCAGAGGGAUCUCCUACCAACACCCUGCACUCUUUCGAGCCUGAAAUCAUAUCGGAGUCUGAAGAGAGGGAACGAAUAACGGCAUUGGCGCAGAGGGAUUUUCUCAUCAAGAGCUACGGCUUGCUCGAACAGAUAUACCUGGCGAUGAAGAGAAACGGUAUGUUACGACCCGCCGACGAGAGAAAGUACGGUUUGUACGCCAGGCUGGGAUUACAUGCAUACACAAACCCCAGCACAUGCUCUUCCUCGCACAAGUCUCAUCAUUAUCAAAACGACCAUCUGGAUAUCACGCAAGCAGCCGCGAACCAAUGUCCGCAAUGUUCCCUGAGAGUGAAUGAACACAAAUCGAUGAAUCAUCAGCGUGAGUUUAUGAAUUCAAAUAAAAGCUUAUGGAUAACAUGCAAUGAGGCGCUCGUUUACGUUCGUCCGAAAAUACCACAAAAAUUGUGGAUGGAAGAAAUGAAUUCUAAUAAUCACAUCGGACGCGUAACAAAAACACACGUUGCUAGAACAUUGUCGAAUACUGUUCGGCUACAUACGCUCGAGAGAAGAGAAUCCUCCCAUUUGACGAAAAAUUGAUGUUACCACUCAGCACCGAGGAUGAACGGGCCAUCUUCUCUAUCUGGAAUUUAAAAAAGCGAAGAAAUGUGCUAUAUAUAAAAAGAAUUAUUUUUUC
Messenger RNA from Trachymyrmex septentrionalis, 3707 nucleotides. RefSeq names its product tubulin polyglutamylase TTLL7-like. The transcript has 22 exons. Gene Ontology annotation, cellular component: cilium. The coding region runs from base 176 to 3610 and encodes 1144 amino acids. Gene Ontology annotation, molecular function: D-amino-acid oxidase activity; tubulin-glutamic acid ligase activity; tubulin binding. NCBI's taxonomy places the organism in Eukaryota, Metazoa, Arthropoda, Insecta, Hymenoptera, Formicidae. Gene Ontology annotation, biological process: microtubule cytoskeleton organization; protein polyglutamylation. The record is from RefSeq and is a predicted model, not a curated record.